CCAAAUUUCUUCUAAGUUUUACGUUUAAUCCAAAUCCAAAUUAGUAGUAAAUAACGGCUCGUUUGUCUGUUUAUCGGAGUUUUCAUUUUCCAUUUUACGUUGGCGAGCUGCGAAAUCAAAUCGCAUGACAUCACCUCUCACCGCACUCGUUGUGAUUCUCAUUCUCAUGAACCUGCAACCAUUGAUCGCAAACUUUGAAAAUCGUUGAUGUAAUCUCAUUCCCUGCGAUACAUAAUCAUCAUGACACAGAUCGAAUAAUAAUAAUCAUAAUAAAGUGGAUCUCCGGUCACCGAAUCACCGUCACCGUUCUACAAUUUGAGUACGAGUUUAUAGAACUACAUUCCGGGGGGUAGUGGUCAUGGAACAACAACAAGCAUCUGCUGAUUCAUCAUCAACAAAAGAACCUACUCCUUUGGCUUCCAACACUGAAACGAAAACUCACUCCUCAAAACAAGUCUCUGUACAAUCUGCUACUGCUCAUGAUUCACCAUCCAUUUUGCCUGCUUCUGGAAUAUCGUCUUGGGCAAAGAAUCUGAAACUCCGACACUCGUUUUCGCCGCAGGCUGAAAAUAAUGGCGGAUCGACCUUUGCUCGCCUCACUAGUAAUCUAAGUCUAAAACUGCGACCGCCUUCCAAUGAGGCUGCUCCCGCUACUAAUUCAGGCAGUGAGCAGCCUAAUUUAAUUGAAUCAUUCACCAAAGGGUUGAUGGACUCUUCCAAGAGUGCAGUUAAGGCAGUGCAGGUCAAAGCUCGCCAUAUGGUCUCUCAAAAUAAACGUAGAUACCAGGAAGAUGGAUUUGAUUUGGAUAUGUCAUACAUCACUGAAAAUAUAAUUGCUAUGGGAUUUCCAGGCGGUGAUAUUAGCUCCGGAAUUUUCGGAUACAUUGAGGGGUUCUAUCGGAAUCACAUGGAAGAAGUAAUAAAAUUCUUUGAAACUCACCAUAAGGGAAAGUACAAAGUAUACAAUCUUUGUGCAGAGAGGUUAUAUGAUGGAUCGCUAUUCCAGGGGAAGGUUGCGACUUUCCCGUUUACAGAUCAUAAUUGCCCUCCUAUUCAACUUAUAGCCUCAUUUUGUGAAAGUGCACAUUCAUGGUUGAAGGAGGAUAUUCAAAAUGUAGUAGUUGUUCAUUGUAAAGCUGGUAUGGGGAGGACAGGAUUAAUGAUUUGCAGCCUUCUUUUAUUUCUGAAGUUCUUCUCAACUGCAGAGGAAGCCAUAGAUUACUUCAACCAGAAAAGAUGUAUAGAUGGAAAGGGCUUAACUCUUCCUAGUCAAAUCAGAUAUGUCAAAUAUUUUGAACGGACUUUGAAACAAUUCGAUGGCGAAGUCCCACCUGGACGAAGGUGCAUGCUAAGAGGGUUUCGGCUUCAUAAUUGCCCUUAUUGGGUUAGGCCAUCAAUUACAAUAUCUGAUCAUAGUGGAAUUCUAUUCAGCACGAAAAAGCAUCCAAAGACAAAGGAUCUAAUGCCCGAAGAUUUCUGGAUCAGUAUACGGAAGAAAGGAGUAGUAGUUUUUGCACUACCUGGGGAGCCUGGUUUGACAGAGUUGGUUGGGGACUUCAAAAUUCACUUCAAUGAUGGGCAGGGAGAUUUCUACUGUUGGAUGAAUACAACAAUGACAGAAAAUCGAACCAUUUUAGAUGGCUCGGAUCUCGAUGGCUUUGACAAGAGAAAGAUCCCCACUCCAGGAUUCCAGGUCGAGGUUGUAAUGGUCGACUAUGAUGGCACCGUACCAGCAAGAACCAAAGCCGGUCCUGCCAGCACAGAACCCGAAGACAACACAAACAAGGUCCAAGCUGGUGCAAAACUUGCGUCGAAGAGCAAGGUCCCUAAGAAUGGUGAUGAUGAUGAUGUAUUCUCAGAUAGUGAUGAAGAGAAGGAUAGACAGAGCGGAAAAUCUGAAACUGAAUAUAAGUUAGCGGCACCUCAAGGAUCUGGGGAUACUUCAGACCAUGUAGGAGUGUUGACACAUUCAACGAAUCAGUUGCGCCUGCAUGAGGAACGUAAGCAAAACAAUGCUUCUCAAGAAUCAACAACAGAUAAUAAUAUUCAUGCAUCCGGUAACACCACCAACAUAGAGUCUGUAGGGGCAAGUGAAAUCAAGGCAAUUGCAGCAGAUGCUUCGGUUUUUGCUUUUGGAGAUGAAGAUUUUGAAAGUGAUUGAGAGUACAGGGAAUUAACACUUCCGGUUCUGAGAUAUUGUUUGAGGACUUUUAUAUAGCCCUCUCCAAAUAUAGAUCACACUAAGAGGUGAAAUUGGAAGGCAUUAUUAUGCAUUGUGAAAAUUUAUUGUAUUUUCCACUAUUGUUGCCAACUAUUUUCCACUACAGUUUCAUUUUUGAAGGCGACAAACACUUCCAUGGUUG
Molecule: messenger RNA, 2363 nt
Organism: Arachis duranensis
Lineage: Eukaryota; Viridiplantae; Streptophyta; Magnoliopsida; Fabales; Fabaceae
Product: phosphatidylinositol 3,4,5-trisphosphate 3-phosphatase and protein-tyrosine-phosphatase PTEN2A
Exons: 13
Coding region: 359-2161 (600 amino acids)
Biological process (GO): protein dephosphorylation
Cellular component (GO): cytosol
Molecular function (GO): protein tyrosine phosphatase activity; phosphatidylinositol-3,4,5-trisphosphate 3-phosphatase activity
Source: RefSeq, a predicted model, not a curated record